AGAGAGAGAGAGAGAGCGGAACGGGCCGGACAGCUGGAGUUCAACACUUCGGGCUACUGGAUUAGAAAACCACAUCAGAGACGGCCGGGAAGAGAAAGAGAGAGGGGUUCAAAACUCAUAUCGGACUCUCACCUGAGGAAAAACCUUGAAGACCCUUGAAGAGAGAACAAAGACAAUUACACCAUUUUAAGGUGAAAAACUAGAGGUACACCUACACUCUCAGCCGGCUGCUUCACCAAUUUGAAUUUUUACCUUUCACAAAGGAAAAAGAAACUGCUGAAGGUGCCAGACCAGAGUGCAAUCUCAGUGUACGUCUGGUGGCUGGCCGCUGGAUUUACAGUGCGACUGCGCCACAACCUGCGACAGACCAGCCAACCUGAGCAGAGAACCCUAAUUGGUUGUUCUUUUACCUUCACAGCACUCACUCUGCCGUUGGAUACCAUCCAGCUCUGGGAUAGACUUUGUCAGCUGAGUCGAGGACAAGCGGGUCCACAGGACUGAAAAGGGAUUCAUAGAGAGACCUGGGGAGCAAAACCAGAGAAGGAGAGAAAUCCCAACACCUGCUUUUUUUUUUUUUUUCCAUGCAGCUGAAAAGAGGGAGAGCCAGAGAGACAUAGGUGUAUCUGGAAGUGUUUUUUUUUUCACCCUCUGGUGAACGCACUACCACCAAGCGGCUGCUAAUUUCUAACACAAUAAAUAAAACAUAAGCCCCGUGUGAGGCAAUAAGAGAACGUCGUGAAGGAUCUUCGUGAUUUGCACUUGGUGUUUGUACCAAAACAAGGCGUCCUCACACAGCAGACCCCCCCCCCCCGUCUAGAAUCUACCUGGCUUGGACUCCGACUUUCCAUUCAUCCGAUGAUGGCUUGGCUUCUGCUGCGGACACUGGGGCUUGUGGCCUUGGUCAUCUGUCUUGCUGCCACACUAGCACCAAGAGAAGUCUCUGGCCUUUCUGUGGACAGCCAAGGAACUGCUGAGACUGAGAUUGUGAGGAAGGAAUCCCACCCUGUCCUGUUCAGGCAGAAGCGAGACUGGAUCUGGAACUCUCUCUAUGUGGAGGAGGAGAAGCCGGCACCCAGACCUUACAAGAUAGGACAGCUGAAGUCCAACAAGAAAGUGGAGUUGAAGAGCUUUAAAAUCGAAGGCGAGGGAGCGAACUCCAUCUUCACUGUGGAUCAAAAAGGAGACUUGUUCGUCACCAAGUCUCUGGACAGAGAGGAGAAGAGCACGUACCGUCUGAUUGCCAGGAUGUAUGAUAGCAAUAACAAGCUAGUAGAGGACGCCGGAGACUUUGUCGUCCAGGUGACAGAUAUCAAUGACAACAGCCCCGUCUUCACCAAACAAUACAACGGAUCCAUCAUGGAGAGGUCCAGGAUGGGAACUAAAGUGGUUGAGGUGAGUGCUACUGAUGCUGAUGACCCCACCACGGCUAACGGAGAGCUCAGGUACACUUUGAGACCAGAUGGAGACCGCACUGCCUUUGAAAUCGACAGCAUCACAGGUGUGAUCAGCUCCAGGACAGACUCUCUGGACCGUGAGACCAGGAGACAGUAUGUGGUGGUGGUUCAGGCUCAGGACACCAGAGGAAUGGCCUCCGGCAGCACAGCCACCACCUCUGUCACCAUCAUCAUCACUGACGCCAAUGACAACCUGGCCUCUUUCACUAAAAAGACGUAUGAACUGCAGGUCCCAGAAGACCACAAGCUGAAUGAGAAGAUAGGCAGUCUGGAGCUGGAGGACAGAGAUGAGAUCCAGAACAAAGACCCCAGCUUCACCAUCGCCUCGCCGUUUAACAACAUGUUUGAUGUGGAGCGCAGUCCCACCAAGGACGGCAACCUGAUGCUCAAACAACCCUUGGACUAUGAGACAAGGAGCAGCUACAGUUUCACCGUCCACGUGCACGAGAAGCUGCAGUUUCUCGCUGACAACGCGGACACUGCUCUCACCAAAGCUCAGGUAAACAUCAGGGUGAUUGAUGUGGACGAGCCCCCGGUCUUCUCCAAGCCCAUCUACAGUUUCAAUGUGAUGGAGGAAAUGAUGGUAAACAACAUAGGCAUGGUCACAGCCAAAGAUCCUGACAGAGCCAACAAGAGCAUACGGUAUUCCAUCGAGGACAAGGACUGUCCUAUUGCUAUCAACCCAGUCACUGGCCAGCUGUCCACUCUCAGGAAGCUGGACAGAGAGCUGGAGGCGACAUACAUGUUUCAAGUCAAGGCACAGGAGGAGCCAAGCGGUUUGCAGGCGUAUGUCAAAGUUAAAAUUGUACUUCAGGACAUAAAUGACAAUAAGCCAGAGCUGGCUGCGGAUGAGAUCUACGUCUGUGAGAACGACAUGGCUGGAACGGUGAUCGGCACGGUGAGUGCCACGGAUAAAGACGACCAGCUGCCUUUCUUCAGCUUCUACCUGACCAAACAGAACGCCAACUUCUCACUCAUAGAUAACAGGAACAACACGGCAGAUAUCAGGGUGAAACAAGGAGCAUUCAGCCUCGAUGACCCCCGAGAUUACACCCUGGAUGUGGGCAUCAAUGAUGGAGGACGACCCCCCUUGAUCAACCGAGCCACCCUGCACAUCAAGGUGUGCCGGUGCGAUGCCAGGCGUGUUCACACUCAGUGCAAAGCAGCCGCUCGGAGGAUGGGCGUCAGCGUUCACGCCCUGAUAGCCAUACUGCUGUGUAUACUGACGAUCCUGGUCAUAGUGAUCCUGAUAGUGAUGAGGAAGCGCUACCAGAAGGAGUCUCUGGCCAGUAUGAAGAACAGCGGGGAGAUCCAUGAGCAGCUGGUCACAUAUGAUGAGGAGGGUGGAGGAGAGAUGGACACCAAUGGCUAUGACGUCUCCAUCCUCACCUCGGCUCGCCAUGACGGCUCCAUGCUUCGCCACCCAGAGCACCACCCCCACCCAUCUCUGUACGCUAUGGUCCAGAAACCCCACCACCACGCUCAACCCACCGCAUGUAAGGGCGACAUGGCCGUGAUGAUCGAGGUGAAGAAAGACGAGGCGGAUCACGACAGAGACGGCUUUCCGUACGAUACUCUCCACAUCUAUGGCUACGAGGGCCCCGAGUCUUUAGCUGGGAGUCUCAGUUCUCUAGAAAGUUCCUCUACUGGAUCAAACUUGGAUUACGACUUCCUGAACGACUGGGGUCCAAGGUUCAGGACCCUGGCCGAGCUCUAUGGAGUGGAUGGCUCAGACCGCUACGGUCCGUAUUGAUGGCGAUCAUCCGCAGAUAAGCAUAUGUGAUGCCAAAACACACACAUUCACACACAUUGUACAUUAAUGGUCAAAAACAGCCAUAAAAAUACAUGUACACAUUGCCAACAAGCAUGCAGCAGGUCCUAUUAAACACACAAACACACACACACACACACACACACACACACAUAGAGAUGACACUGGUUUUGAUUCUUCCACAUUUGUUUUUGGAAGAGGAGCUUAGAUCUAGCAGAAGACAUGGUCUCCAAAGACUUCUCUAGCUUCUGAAAGGAGAAUCAGGAUGCUCUUGUUUCCAGUGUAACACCAACUGACUUUUGUUAUCCGUCGUAGUUCAGUGAGUUUGUCUAGCCUCCCCAGUCUGUUCAGUCUAAAAAAGAUAUUUAACAAAUUCCGGGAAGCCCUGCCAAGUGAAAUCAAGGAGUUUUUGUUGGAUCUCAGUCUCUUUUUUUUUGAUGAAAUCUCACCCUUUGCUUCCUCCAUGCCAAUGCUGAGAAGACUUCAAAGAUGUUUGAAUUAACACGGGGAUGUGACUCCACAGCAGGAAGUGGAGACUGACUGCUCCACAGAUGUGCGCAGAUCGGCACAAUGCCAGCGCAUUUGUCCAAUCACAGUGCAUCUGUUUUCACAGUGACAUCAUCCCCCCUGUUUUCUACCUGUGAAGAUCCUUUAGACAAUACUCGCCACCAGAUGCUGUCAGCUUUAGUUCCACUUGAACUAUGGCAUCACAAUCAGAGGCACUUCCUGCUUCCUAAUGUUCAUCUUCGCCUAAUCAGAUGACAAUUCACUCAAGCGACAGCCAAUCAGAGUUUGUUUUGAAUGACGAGUGACCUAAUCGUGUUGGCCAAUGAAUUACUGAAUUAUGAUUCAUGAUGUCCUCUUGUAUUUAAUCCAUUUCUCAUCUCAUAUCUAGAGCUUCCAAUUUACAUUCUCUUUUUGUCAGCAAUGAGUAUGUUUACAUGCACAGAGCAUUUAAAUUCUUUCUGUGCAUCCUCAUAUCCCAAUCAUGAAUAUCCCUUGAUACAUGAAUAAACUAAAUAUUCUACAAGAGUAUUAAACAAGGACAUAGAAUUUAAAUAUACCACACAAAUAUCCAAGAUGUUAUCGUUAUGUUUCUUAUCACCUGGGUAUCAGCUAAUCUGGGUUCUUGUGGAUGGGAUGUGGCAUUUACAAACAGCAACUCAGAAACAUAAUAUUUAGGUACAUUGCCUAAUAUAGAUGGAAGUUUAAGUCGUUUUUAUUUUAGUCCAACUGGGACUCAAAAUGGUGCAAGUAAAAGCAACCUAUUAUUGCUUUUUUUUUUUUUUUUUUUUUUUUGUCACAGUCUGUGUUUUUUGUGAUCUUUUGUCUUACCCGUCCCUGUGGUAUUGACAGCCUGUAAUCUCUUCUAAGUUUGAUAUAUUUUUUAUACUCUACAAAAGGGCCAAAAA
Messenger RNA from Myripristis murdjan (pinecone soldierfish), 4637 nucleotides. RefSeq names its product cadherin 5 (gene cdh5). The record is from RefSeq and is a predicted model, not a curated record. NCBI's taxonomy places the organism in Eukaryota, Metazoa, Chordata, Actinopteri, Holocentriformes, Holocentridae. The transcript has 15 exons. Gene Ontology annotation, cellular component: plasma membrane; catenin complex; bicellular tight junction. Gene Ontology annotation, molecular function: beta-catenin binding; cadherin binding; protein phosphatase binding. Gene Ontology annotation, biological process: cell-cell adhesion mediated by cadherin; cell migration; multicellular organism development. Bases 856 to 3207 code for a protein of 783 amino acids.